GCCUGGGCGCCCGCCCCCGCGGGUUAAAUGGGCCGGCGGGGCGCAGCCCCCGGAAACGGCAGCGAACUUCGGGGCUGCGAGCGCGACGGGCGGCGAGGCGCAGAGAGCAUCAUGGCAGAGCAGGUGGCCCUAAGCCGGACCCAAGUGUGCGGGAUCCUGAGGGAAGAGCUGUACCAGGGCGAUGCCUUCCACCAGUCCGACACGCAUAUCUUCAUCAUCAUGGGUGCCUCGGGCGACCUGGCCAAGAAGAAGAUCUAUCCCACCCUCUGGUGGCUGUUCCGGGACGGCCUUCUGCCCGAGGAUACCUUCAUCGUAGGCUAUGCCCGCUCCCCCCUCACGGUGGCCGAAAUCCGCCAGCAGAGCGAGCCCUUCUUCAAAGCCGCCCCGGAGGAGAAGGCCAGGCUGGACGAGUUCUUUGCCCGCAACUCCUACGUUGCCGGCCAGUACGACGAUGCCACCUCCUACCAGCGCCUCAAUAGCCACAUGAACGGCCUCCACCAGGGGCCGACAGCCAACCGGCUCUUCUACCUGGCCUUGCCCCCCACCGUCUAUGAGGCUGUCACCAAGAACAUCCGGGAGACCUGCAUGAGCCAGAUAGGCUGGAACCGCAUCAUCGUGGAGAAGCCCUUCGGGAGGGACCUGCAGAGCUCCAACCGGCUGUCGGGCCACAUCUCCGGCCUGUUCCGCGAGGACCAGAUCUACCGCAUCGACCACUACCUGGGCAAGGAGAUGGUGCAGAACCUGAUGGUGCUGAGGUUCGCCAACAGGAUCUUCGGCCCCAUCUGGAACCGGGACAACAUCGCCUGCGUCAUUCUCACCUUCAAGGAGCCCUUUGGCACUGAGGGCCGCGGGGGCUACUUCGAUGAAUUUGGGAUCAUCCGGGACGUGAUGCAGAACCACCUCCUGCAGAUGCUGUGCCUGGUGGCCAUGGAGAAGCCCGCCUCCACCGACUCGGACGACGUCCGCGACGAGAAGGUCAAGGUGUUGAAAUGCAUCUCGGAGGUGCAGGCAGAAAACGUGGUCCUGGGUCAGUACGUGGGGAACCCCAGCGGCAAGGGUGAGGCCACCCAAGGGUACCUGGAUGACCCCACAGUGCCCGGCGGCUCCACCACCGCCACCUUCGCGGCCGCCGUCCUCUACGUGGAGAACGAGCGCUGGGACGGGGUGCCCUUCAUCCUGCGCUGCGGCAAAGCCCUGAAUGAGCGCAAAGCCGAGGUGCGGCUGCAGUUCCGCGACGUGGCGGGCGACAUCUUCCAGCAGCGCUGCAAGCGCAACGAGCUGGUGAUCCGCGUGCAGCCCAACGAGGCGGUGUACACCAAGAUGAUGACCAAGAAGCCCGGCAUGUUCUUCGACCCCGAGGAGUCCGAGCUGGACCUGACCUACGGCAACAGAUACAAGAAUGUGAAGCUGCCCGACGCCUAUGAGCGCCUCAUCCUGGAUGUCUUCUGCGGGAGCCAGAUGCACUUCGUGCGCAGCGACGAGCUCCGGGAGGCCUGGCGCAUCUUCACGCCGCUGCUGCACAGGAUUGAGCGCGAGAAGGCCCCGCCCAUCCCCUACAUCUACGGCAGCCGAGGCCCCCCAGAGGCAGACGAGCUGAUGAAGAGAGUGGGCUUCCAGUACGAGGGCACCUACAAGUGGGUGAACCCCCACAAGCUCUGAGCCCAGCGCCCGGUGCUAACCUCCACCCCUGGACCUGCCACCCACCCCGCGCCCUGCGCUGCCGGAGACAGGACCAGACCUCAGCCUCACAUUCCUGCCCACGCCUGCUGCCGCCCAGCCCCAGUACAUUCCGCGGGCAGCUGGCACGGGGCUCCCAAGUCCUGCCUGGCCCAGGACUGGAGGGUGGGGCGGUGGGCAGACCCCAGGGCCCAGGCCACCCGUCCGUGCCAGCUGGGAGCUUGGGAGCUCGGGAGGCGGGAACAGACCUCGCACCAGCCUCGGAGCCCCUCUACAUUCCUGGCCGCCAGCCGGAGGGCCCCCAUACCGCUCUGCCCAGCACCCCGACUGCACUCCAUGGCCAACUCCCCCCCACCCCAAGCAACUCCUCUCGCUGGGAACGCAGCACCAACACGUGGGAUGCCCCCCAUUAAAUCCACAACAGAGUCAUUUGUCCUCACUUUUCCUGCCUGCACCUGUGGCCAGGCCAGCCCUCUGCCUGGGGACCGCCUGACCCUCGCUCUGCUGGGUGGCCCCUGAGUCUGACCCUGACCCUGAGUCUGAGAUGUGGGGCCCCAGGACAGGUCGCAUCUGUGCACGCCUUUCUGG
Molecule: messenger RNA, 2265 nt
Organism: Talpa occidentalis (Iberian mole)
Lineage: Eukaryota; Metazoa; Chordata; Mammalia; Eulipotyphla; Talpidae
Gene: G6PD
Product: glucose-6-phosphate dehydrogenase
Exons: 13
Coding region: 28-1659 (543 amino acids)
Biological process (GO): pentose-phosphate shunt, oxidative branch; glucose metabolic process
Cellular component (GO): cytosol
Molecular function (GO): NADP binding; glucose-6-phosphate dehydrogenase activity
Source: RefSeq, a predicted model, not a curated record